AUGUCUGCUAACCUGAUAGAUUCGUACCUCCAGCUAGACGAGGACCCUGAUGAGCUGCGCACUCCCGACGAGGAUAUGUUGGACCUGGAGCUCCAUUUAUCCUCUCAUCGCCAGAUGCUGAUUCAUACACAGCCCAUAUACCUGAUUAAUACUUCGAAGCUGCAAACUCCUCAGCAGCAGGUUAUACGUGCAGACCUUUCAAAAAACUCGCCGUGGAUGACCGAGUCGUCUGUAUUUUCGUGCGAUAGCAGCCUCCGCGGGCUUCUACACGAACAGGAUGAGUUUCACGAGGGAGCGCUACACUUUAACGCUGCUUCAGCUUUCACACCUGACUCAGAUCAGUGUGCAGGUCACUACGAAAAGACUGCACUACUGCCAAUGCCAAGUCUUUUUGCGCGCGAUGACCUAGAUUUCGCAUGCGCGCCAGACACAAUGGCAGACGAUGAGCUAUUUUUCCAGCUUGCUGCUGCCCCUGCAGGUCCACUCCCGAAUCACGUGGCUACGACAACUACAACUGCUCCACCCCUGCCCGCCAUAGCUCCUGCUAUGGUUCCUCCAUUCGCACCCAAUCUCGGUGUCAAUAAUUUUGCUGACGCCGUGAACCCAUAUCAUGAUAGCGUCACGUGGAACUCGCCCGAGCAGUGCGAGUUCGUCCACGCCCUUACAUCUAAGCUCUCGCGCUACUGCGGCUAUUUCGUAGCCGAUUCCAAAGAAAUGGAAUACUUCGACAAGAUCAGACUUCAGGAAAUAGAGUACCGUCUAUGUAAGACGUACUUCCACUGA
Molecule: messenger RNA, 783 nt
Organism: Eremothecium sinecaudum
Lineage: Eukaryota; Fungi; Ascomycota; Saccharomycetes; Saccharomycetales; Saccharomycetaceae
Gene: IME1
Product: transcription factor IME1
Exons: 1
Coding region: 1-783 (260 amino acids)
Source: RefSeq, a predicted model, not a curated record